AUGGCCACCAUGCAAUUCUUCACAGGCGCGCCCGGUUUUGUGGAUGGUAAGAAGAAGGAAAUCAACAAAGCAGACAGAGAGAUCACAGAAAUGGUCCGUGAAAGCGCCCACCAAACUGCGAAAUCACUGUUGUCGUCUCCUGCGCGCUCACAGUUGCAGUCACAGUCGCCGUUGUCUCCUUCCAAACAUGACCAGACCAAGUCCAUUGGCGAAACCCCUCGGCUUGAUACCCCCGAGAACCUCCAAGCCGACCUCGAAUAUCUCUAUCUCCUGCAGACCUCUGCUCCUUCCUCGUCUUUACCGCCUUCUGCCUCCUUUCACCUCGCCCCCGAUGCCCUCGGUCGCCUCGAACUACUCCUCGCCCAUAUCCGCGUCGCCCGCUUCUCCUACGACUUUGUCACCCAGUCCGCCCAUAUCAUGAUGGUCGAGACCACCAUACACAGCCAGUGUAACCGUGCUAUUGGAAUCCUCCUCGAGAGCGCUAUUGAGAAGCUCGCUGACGCCGUCACUGCUGCUGCUGCCGCUGCUCCUGCUACCGCAUACGGGCCUCAAUUGGGCCACGACAACGACGCCGGCACCGAGAACCAGAACGAGCAGAACGAGCAGAACGAGCAGAACGAGCAGAACGAGCAGAACGAGCAGAACGAGCAGAACGAGCAGAACGAAUCCCUUCAUAUCCUCUCCAGACGUCUUCGACAAGUCUGGAGCGACAAUGCCGUCAGAAUCGUCGUUCCCAACAAGCUCAGGAAGGAUCCCGACAACCAGUUCAUCGAUAAUGAGGCCGCCUCCCCUAUUCCUCCUUUCGUUGUCGAAAUCUCCUACAGCCAGUCGCUCAAGGACGCCAUGAAAAAGGCCGAGCUGUACGUGGAGCACACCAACGCCCACGUCCGGACGGUCCUUAUCCUCGACAUCCAAUACCCCAACAUCUCGUCCAUCCGUGUCCACCUGUUUGCAACGGAAAUGACAGCCGCCGGCCGACCGGUUCUGCACGAGGUCCAGAGCCUCACGCUGUUCGAUUUUGCUGAUGCCACCGCCGCCGCCGAGCACGAUCACGAUGCCGCUUCCCCAAACCCUGGCCCUCUCCGCCUGUUUGCCUCCGACUUUCUCUCCGUCGAUGCUCACGUGCCAGCCCGGCUGAAGCGCCCCAUUCCGUUUGAGGGCCAUGGAGACGAGUACGUCAUGUCUCUGCACUGGCUCUGUCCCUAUGUGUUUCAUCCUGCAGGCUUUGCUAACUGA
This is a messenger RNA of Colletotrichum karsti, 1236 nucleotides long. RefSeq lists its product as uncharacterized. The coding region runs from base 1 to 1236 and encodes 411 amino acids. The transcript has a single exon. Lineage: Eukaryota; Fungi; Ascomycota; Sordariomycetes; Glomerellales; Glomerellaceae. The record is from RefSeq and is a predicted model, not a curated record.